Messenger RNA from Centruroides sculpturatus (bark scorpion), 2109 nucleotides. RefSeq names its product fibrillin-1-like. The record is from RefSeq and is a predicted model, not a curated record. NCBI's taxonomy places the organism in Eukaryota, Metazoa, Arthropoda, Arachnida, Scorpiones, Buthidae. Bases 1 to 2109 code for a protein of 702 amino acids. Gene Ontology annotation, molecular function: calcium ion binding. The transcript has 17 exons.
AUGGAGAUAUCACUGACAUAUUCAUUUGGACACAUAAGUCAUUCUGAUAUUAAUGAAUGUGAGAAAGAAAAUGGAGGUUGUGAAUAUGAAUGCCUGAAUUAUCCUGGUUCAUAUCAAUGUUUUUAUCCUCCUGAAGAAAUUAAAGCAACUGAAGGAACCAAUGAAAUUGAAGAAAAUUUUCAAUAUCAUAACAGAAUAUCAUUAUGUGAAAUCGAUAAUGGAGGAUGUGCACAGAUAUGUAAAGAAAUAUCUGAUGACAAAUAUGUUUGUGAAUGUAAUGGUGGUUAUUUACUCUCUGUUGAUGAACAUAACUGCAUUGACAUAGAUGAAUGUGAAGAUUUAUCAACAAAUGAUUGCUCUCAAUUUUGUUAUAAUACAAUUGGUUCUUAUUAUUGUAUGUGUAAACCUGGUUUUAAACUUUAUAAUUACAAGAUUUGUGUUGAUUUUGAUGAAUGUGACACUACUUUAAGUGAAUGUUCACAAAAUUGUCAUAAUACAUUUGGAUCAUAUUAUUGUUCAUGUAGUUCUGGAUUUGAACUUUCAACAGAUGGUAAAACUUGCACUGACAUCAAUGAAUGCAAGUAUUCUACUAUUAAUUAUUGUUCUCAAAUAUGCAUUAAUACACAAGGAUCAUAUUUCUGUAGUUGUAAACGUGGAUUUCGACUUGAAAAUGAUAGUAGAACUUGUGUAGAUAUAGAUGAGUGUGAGGACCUUGUAAGGCAUGAUUGUUCACAACAAUGCCAUAACACAUUUGGUUCUUAUUACUGUGAUUGUAAUCCUGGUUAUAAAUUUGAAUUGGACAAAAAAUCAUGCACUGAUGAAGAUGAAUGUAAAAAUCCACUUACUAAUAAAUGUUCUCACAUUUGUCAUAAUACUCCAGGGGCUUAUAAUUGCAGCUGUAAAUUAGGUUUUAGUUUGCAACCGGAUGGAAUUACUUGCCUAGAUGUAAAUGAAUGUCAAGAGACUUCAAAUAAUAAUUGUUCUCAGAUUUGCAUUAAUACAGAUGGUUCAUAUCUUUGUAGAUGUAAAAUUGGCUAUUAUCUUCAUACUGAUGGAAAAACAUGCUUAGGUAUUGUACAGAAAAAUUUUGAUGAAUGUGACACUACUUUAAGUGAAUGUUCACAAAAUUGUCAUAAUACAUUUGGAUCAUAUUAUUGUUCAUGUAGUUCUGGAUUUGAACUUUCAACAGAUGGUAAAACUUGCACUGACAUCAAUGAAUGCAAGUAUUCUACUAUUAAUUAUUGUUCUCAAAUAUGCAUUAAUACACAAGGAUCAUAUUUCUGUAGUUGUAAACGUGGAUUUCGACUUGAAAAUGAUAGUAGAACUUGUGUAGAUAUAGAUGAGUGUGAGGACCUUGUAAGGCAUGAUUGUUCACAACAAUGCCAUAACACAUUUGGUUCUUAUUACUGUGAUUGUAAUCCUGGUUAUAAAUUUGAAUUGGACAAAAAAUCAUGCACUGUUUCAGAUGAAGAUGAAUGUAAAAAUCCACUUACUAAUAAAUGUUCUCACAUUUGUCAUAAUACUCCAGGGGCUUAUAAUUGCAGCUGUAAAUUAGGUUUUAGUUUGCAACCGGAUGGAAUUACUUGCCUAGAUGUAAAUGAAUGUCAAGAGACUUCAAAUAAUAAUUGUUCUCAGAUUUGCAUUAAUACAGAUGGUUCAUAUCUUUGUAGAUGUAAAAUUGGCUAUUAUCUUCAUACUGAUGGAAAAACAUGCUUAGAUAUAAAUGAAUGCACAAUAAAUAAUGGUGGCUGUAAACGACAAUGUACAAAUUAUCCUGGUUCCUUUAAAUGUUCUUGCAUUUCUGGGGAAAUAUUAAGUUCGGAUGGACGAUCUUGUGAAAAAAUGAAAAAGUGUGAAGUUAACAAUGGAGGAUGUGAACAAAUAUGCACAACAUUACAUAAUAAUAAGAUUUUAUGCAGCUGUUAUAAUGGAUAUUUACUGUCAGAAAAUGAAAAAAGUUGUAUUGAUAAAAAUGAAUGCAGUAAUCUGAAUGGUGGAUGUCAACAUAAUUGUAGUAAUUCUCCUGGAUCAUACUAUUGCACUUGUAUGGAAGGUUAUCAAAUAUCAGAAGAAAAUAAAUUUGCUUGUAAACGUAAGACUGUAUUUUAA